Messenger RNA from Propithecus coquereli (Coquerel's sifaka), 2286 nucleotides. It is a transcript of the gene SIDT1, whose product is annotated as SID1 transmembrane family, member 1. The record is from RefSeq and is a predicted model, not a curated record. Bases 1 to 2286 code for a protein of 761 amino acids. The transcript is spliced from 23 exons. Gene Ontology annotation, cellular component: membrane. Lineage: Eukaryota; Metazoa; Chordata; Mammalia; Primates; Indriidae.
AUGCGCGGCUGCCCGCGGCUCGCGCUGCUCUGCGCGCUGCCCUGGCUCCUGCGGGCGGCGGUGCUCGGGCAACCCGCGAAGCCCCCGGUGCAGCCCCUGGCGCCGCGCCGCGACCCCGGCGACCCUGCCAGGGGCGCCGAUUUUGAUCACGUCUACAGCGGGGUGGUGAGCCUCAGCACCGAGAACAUCUACUCCUUCAACUACACCAGCCAGCCAGGCCAGGUGACUGCCGUGAGGGUGUAUGUGAACAGUUCCUCUGAGAAUCUCAACUACCCAGUCCUUGUUGUGGUUCGCCAGCAGAAAGAGGUGCUGUCCUGGCAGGUCCCUCUGCUCUUCCAAGGACUAUACCAGAGGAGCUAUAACUACCAGGAAGUGAGCCGCACCUUAUGUCCCUCAGAAGCAACCAAUGAAACAGGACCUCUGGAGCAACUGAUAUUUGUAGAUGUAGCAUCCAUGGCACCACUGGGUGCCCAGUACAAGCUGCUGGUCACCAAGCUCAAGCACUUCCAGCUCCGGACAAAUGUUGCCUUUCACUUCACUGCCAGCCCCUCUCAACCUCAGUAUUUUCUGUACAAGUUUCCCAAAGAUGUGGACUCAGUUAUCAUUAAAGUGGUGUCUGAAAUGGCUUAUCCAUGUUCUGUUGUCUCAGUCCAGAAUAUCAUGUGCCCGGUGUAUGAUCUUGACCACAAUGUGGAAUUUAAUGGUGUCUAUCAGUCCAUGACCAAGAAAGCCGCCAUCACAUUACAGAAGAAGGAUUUUCCAGGAGAGCAGUUCUUCGUGGUGUUUGUGAUAAAGCCUGAAGAUUAUGCCUGUGGAGGAUCUUUCUUCAUCCAGGAAAAGGAGAACCAGACCUGGAAUCUACAACGAGCAAAGAACCUUAAAGUGACCAUUGUUCCUUCUAUUAAAGAAUCCGUUUAUGUGAAAUCCAGUCUCUUCAGUGUCUUCAUCUUCCUGUCCUUCUACGUGGGAUGUCUGCUCGUUGUGUUUGUUCAUUGUGUGAGGUUUCAGAGAAAAUCCAUCGAUGGAAGCUUUGGUUCCAAUGACGAUGAGUCAAGCUCCAGUCCUGGAAGGCAGAUGUCCUCCUCUGAUGGUGGGCUGCCAUGCCAGUCAGACACAGACAGCUCCGUGGAGGAGAGUGACUUCGACACCAUGCCAGACAUUGAGAGUGAUAAAAACAUCGUCCGGACCAAGGUGGUAAAUGUCACUGGCAACCAGGACAUCUGUUACUACAACUUCCUCUGUGCACACCCCCUGGGCGUCCUCAGUGCCUUCAACAACAUUCUCAGUAACCUGGGCCAUGUGCUUCUGGGCUUGCUUUUCCUGCUGAUAGUCUUGCGCCGGGACAUCCUCCAUCGAAGAGCCCUGGAAGCCAAGGACAUCUUUGCUAUGGAGUACGGGAUUCCCAAACACUUUGGUCUCUUCUAUGCUAUGGGCAUCGCAUUGAUGAUGGAAGGGGUGCUCAGUGCGUGUUACCAUGUCUGCCCUAAUUACUCCAACUUCCAAUUCGACACCUCCUUCAUGUACAUGAUCGCGGGCCUCUGCAUGCUGAAGCUCUACCAGACCCGCCACCCGGACAUCAAUGCCAGCGCCUACUCUGCCUACGCCUCCUUCGCUGUGGUCAUCAUGCUCACCGUCCUCGGAGUGGUGUUUGGAAAAAAUGACGUGUGGUUCUGGAUCAUCUUCUCUGCAAUCCACAUUCUGGCCUCUCUGGCCCUCAGCACCCAGAUCUACUACAUGGGUCGUUUCAAGAUAGAUGUGUCUGACCCAGAUUUGGGAAUUUUCCGGCGGGCGGCUAUGGUGUUCUACACGGACUGUGUCCAGCAGUGUAGCCGGCCUCUGUACAUGGAUAGAAUGGUGUUACUCAUUAUGGGGAAUCUGGUUAACUGGUCCUUCGCCCUCUUCGGAUUGAUAUACCGCCCCAGGGACUUUGCUUCCUACAUGCUGGGCAUCUUCAUCUGCAACCUGCUGCUGUACCUGGCCUUUUACAUCAUCAUGAAGCUUCGCAGCUCAGAGAAGGUCCUCCCGGUCCCGCUCUUCUGCAUCGUGGCCACCGCUGUGGUGUGGGCUGCCGCCCUGUAUUUUUUCUUCCAGAAUCUCAGCAGCUGGGAGGGAACCCCAGCCGAAUCCCGGGAGAGGAAUCGCGAGUGUGUCCUGCUGGAGUUCUUCGAUGACCAUGACAUCUGGCACUUCCUCUCUGCUACUGCCCUGUUUUUCUCGUUCCUGGUUUUGUUAACUUUGGACGAUGACCUGGAUGUGGUUCGGAGAGACCAGAUCCCUGUCUUCUGA